This is a messenger RNA of Didymosphaeria variabile, 1011 nucleotides long. RefSeq lists its product as uncharacterized. The record is from RefSeq and is a predicted model, not a curated record. The coding region runs from base 1 to 1011 and encodes 336 amino acids. The transcript is spliced from 2 exons. Lineage: Eukaryota; Fungi; Ascomycota; Dothideomycetes; Pleosporales; Didymosphaeriaceae.
AUGGUGGCGGAAGAGGAUGUAUCACCUGCGGAGGAAGUCAGCAUGCUUGAGCUGCUGGACGAUGAUACCACGGAAGAAGAGCUUGAUGGGGAAGAUGUCGCCGCCGAGCUGCUGGACGACGACACCACGGAAGAGGAGCUUGAUGGGGAGGAUGUCGCCACCGAGCUGCUGGACGAUGACACCACCGAACUGCUAGACGAUGACACCACCGAACUGCUGGACGAUGACACCACCGAAGAGGAGCUUGAUGGGGAAGAUGUCGCCGCCGAGCUGCUGGACGAUGACACCACCGAGCUGCUAGACGAUGACACCACCGAUGAGGAGCUUGAUGGGGAGGAUGUCGUCGUCGAGCUGCUUAGCGUCGUGCUGGAGAUGAUGGAUGAUGAGGAACUACUCAGCGCCGUACUGGAGAUGACAGAUGAGGAAGAACUACUCAGUGCCGUGCUGGUGAUGAUGGAUGAGGAAGAACUGCUCAGUGCCGUGCUGGUGAUGAUAGAGGAAGAACUGCUUGUCGUGCUGGAGAUGAUAGAUGAAGAAGAACUACUCAGCGCCGUACUGGAGAUGAUUGAUGAGGUAGAUGCUGCUGCUGCUGAAGAUGCUGCCGCCGAAGAUGCUGCGGCUGAAGAUGCUGCUGCUGAGGAUGCUGCUGCCGACGACGCUGCUGCCGACGACGCCGCUGCGGACGAUGCUGCUGCUGACGAUGCUGCUGCGGAAGAUGCAGCCGCCGAAGAUGCAGCCGCCGAUGAUGCUGCUGCCGAUGAAGCAGCCGCCGAUGAUGCUGCUGCCGAUGAAGCAGCCGCCGACGAUGCUGCGGCCGAAGACGCUGCGGCUGAAGAUGCUGCUGCUGACGAUGCUGCGGCCGCAGAUGACGAGGUCUGGGCGGCUGCGAGAGCCAAAAGCAUCGAAAACGUGAACAGUAACAUCCUUGCUGAGGUUCGAAUGGCCUAUCUGUGGACGUUUGUUAGUGUGAUUCUAAUCAUCGCUUCCGGGGACAGCUGCCAUACUUACUAG